AUGUCCGUACCACCACCAGACCUCGAGGCUCUGCCCUCUCGUUAUGGCUGGCCUACCGAGAACGAGAGCGGCUACAGAAUCAGAGAGCAGCUGUUCGGGACGGAGCGCCCGCUGCGCGUUGUCUCGCUCGGGGCUGGUGUGGGUGGGAUCUGUCUGGCCAAGUACCUGCCAGAACAGCUACAGAACGUGUCUUUGACGGUGUAUGAUAAGAACCCGGAGGUUGGAGGGACGUGGUAUGAGAAUAGAUAUCCAGGCUGCGCGUGCGACAUUCCAUCGCAUAUCUACCAGUUCUCUUGGGCGAAGAACCCGCGCUGGUCUCAGUUCUAUUCCUCCGGCCAGGAAAUCCUGCAGUAUCUCAAGGACGUCGUAGACCAGUUCGACCUGGCCAAGUUCUUCCAGUUACAGCAUGAGAUCAUUGGCGCGUACUGGGACUCUGAUCGUGGCCGUUGGGAGGUCCAUGUCCGAAACUUGGCGACUGGGCAGACGUUUGUCGAUACCUGUGAUAUUCUCAUCAACUGUAGUGGUAUUCUGAACGCCUGGGACUGGCCGAAUAUCAAAGGCCUGAAGACCUUCCAGGGAACUCUGUGUCACACAGCCGACUACGACGCGCAAACCGACCUCGAGGGAAAACGGGUCGCAGUUGUCGGGAUCGGGAGUAGCGGCGUGCAAAUUAUACCCAGCAUUCUCGAUCGCGUCUCGCACCUGUACUGCUGGGUCCGGUCGCCGACGUGGAUGACGGCCGGUUUCGCGCAAAAGUAUGCAGGGCCGGACGGAGCAAACUAUUUGUACUCGGAUGAGCAGAAAGAGUACUUUGCCAAAAACCCGGCAGAGUACCUCGAAUACUGUAAGAAGCUCGAAGGCGAGGUCAGCGAGGUCUUCAAGAUGAUUCUGGUUGGGACACCAGAGGCUGAGGCGGCGAAGAAGUUUUCGAUCGACGAAAUGAGGAAGAAGCUCGGGCAUCGAACCGACAUUAUGGAAAGGAUCAUUCCCAAGACAUUCAAUGUUGGUUGUCGACGUCCCACACCUGGAAACGGCUUCCUCGAAGCCCUGACCUCCGACAAAGUCACUACCUUCCUCGGCGCCAUCCAGGAAGUCACCCCAAGCGGGUUCAUCGACCACGAAGGCAAGGAGCACAAGGUGGACGUGAUCAUCUGUGCCACGGGGUUCGACACCUCCUGGGUGCCCCGAUUCCCCAUCGUAGCCCACGGCCGAAACGUACAGGACAUUCAAAGAGCUCGACCAACCUCGUACCUCUCCAUGGCUGUCCCCAACAUCCCCAACUUCUUCAUGAUCGGCGGGCCUUACUUCUCUUUUGGCCAUGGCUCGUACACAACAAUGGUGGAGCUCUUCUUCGACAACAUCCUGGCCGUCAUCCGGAAGAUGCAGACGGAUAGUAUCAAGUCCAUCGCGCCUCGACAAGACGCCACGGAUGACUUUGUCGAACACGCAGAUCUCUGGCUGAAGCGAACCGCAUGGGCGGGGCCGUGUCCAUCAUGGUUUAAGAAUGGGAAGGCAGACGGGCAGCUGACGAUAUUCCCGGGGUCGAGGCUGGUUUUGGCAGACUUGAUUGCUUCACCGAGGUUUGAGGAUUAUAAUAUCGAGUACUGGAGCCGAAAUCGGUUUGCCUUCUUGGGAUGUGGAUACUCGACCAAGGAGUAUGAUAGCAGUGAUAUUGCUUGGUAUUUGGGCACUCGCGCUGGGGUUUUGCCGGCAGCAGCGAAACACGCUUGA
Molecule: messenger RNA, 1731 nt
Organism: Aspergillus puulaauensis
Lineage: Eukaryota; Fungi; Ascomycota; Eurotiomycetes; Eurotiales; Aspergillaceae
Product: flavin-containing monooxygenase
Exons: 7
Coding region: 1-1731 (576 amino acids)
Molecular function (GO): N,N-dimethylaniline monooxygenase activity; flavin adenine dinucleotide binding; NADP binding
Source: RefSeq, a predicted model, not a curated record